Molecule: messenger RNA, 835 nt
Organism: Empidonax traillii (willow flycatcher)
Lineage: Eukaryota; Metazoa; Chordata; Aves; Passeriformes; Tyrannidae
Gene: NTAQ1
Product: WDYHV motif containing 1
Exons: 6
Coding region: 30-662 (210 amino acids)
Cellular component (GO): nucleus; cytosol
Molecular function (GO): protein-N-terminal glutamine amidohydrolase activity; protein-N-terminal asparagine amidohydrolase activity
Source: RefSeq, a predicted model, not a curated record
GGGCCCAGCGCUGCCUGCUCUCACGGGCCAUGGCGCGGCCCGCGCCCGCCUACGAGGCGGCGGUGCCGGCCCGCUCUGCCUGCACCUACACCAGCUGCUACUGCGAAGAAAAUGUUUGGAAGCUUUGUGACUACAUCAGGAGUCAGGAUCGGUACCCCUUAGAAGAGUUUUACGCUGUUUUCAUAUCCAAUGACAGGAGGAUGAUUCCUCUCUGGAAGCAGAAAUCUGGACAUGGAGAUGAGCCUGUUGUCUGGGACUACCAUGUUAUUCUACUUCAUGUUACCAGCGGGGAGCAGAACUUCAUUUAUGAUCUUGACACAGUGUUGCCAUUUCCAUGUCCUUUUGACAUGUACAGCGUGGAGGCCUUUCGGCUGGAUGACAGCCUUCGUCCAGAAUUUCACAGAAAAAUCAGAAUGAUUCGAGCAGAUUUGUACUUGAAGACAUUUGCUUCAGACAGAUCUCAUAUGAAGGAUGCAAAUGGGAAAUGGCAGAAACCUCCUCCUCCAUACCCUUGCAUUGAAACUGCAGACUCCAAGAUGAACUUGGAUGAUUUCAUCAGUAUGAAUCCAAAUGUGGGAUGGGGCUCAGUGUUCCCCCUUCCAGACUUUGUGCAUCGAUUUGGCAGACAGACUGAUUACAGCUACUCCCUGGAAGAACAGUGAAGUGAACAAAGAAGUUCUCCCUGCUUCUGUUUUGAGUGGAUGCAUUUUGUUUUGCUGCUCUUACAUUGUGUUUAUGGUUUACAUUUCUGUACAUGGAAUAAGUACUUGGAAAAAUAGAAUACCCAGUCAGAAAUAUCAUGAACCGAAUAAAAACUUUUAUUUUGAUUAUGUAA